AUGUCAAAGCAAACUUUAUUAGGAAUUUGUGAUAUAGUAAAAACUAUCUCAAUUUGUUCUAUGUCCUAUAUUACUACUGAAUUAGAUUUAGAAAUAUUGUGCUCAACUAUUAUGCUAUAG
Molecule: messenger RNA, 120 nt
Organism: Dentiscutata erythropus
Lineage: Eukaryota; Fungi; Glomeromycota; Glomeromycetes; Diversisporales; Gigasporaceae
Source: the annotation of a GenBank genome assembly